Bombina bombina (fire-bellied toad) is the source of this 777-nucleotide messenger RNA. It is a transcript of the gene NEUROG1, whose product is annotated as neurogenin 1. Gene Ontology annotation, molecular function: protein dimerization activity. Lineage: Eukaryota; Metazoa; Chordata; Amphibia; Anura; Bombinatoridae. The record is from RefSeq and is a predicted model, not a curated record.
AUGGAGGGAGCCUACUCUGACUAUGAGACUAGCAGCCGGAUGUCUUUCUCUCAUUCAGAUGAUGAAGAUUGCUACAGUCUUCACACCCCAUCUCCCUUUUCUUCCGGGCACCUCUCAUCUCCAGCUGAAACACCAGAAAAAUGUGAAGAGGAAAAGGAAAAGAGAAAGAAAAGAGGCAGAUCAAAAGUGAAAAAUGAGGUUGUUCUUCAUGCUAUCAAAAAGACCAGGAGGGUAAAGGCAAAUGACAGGGAGAGAAAUAGAAUGCACAACCUUAACUCAGCCUUGGAUGAGCUCAGAAGCAUUUUGCCCUGUUUUCCAGAUGACACUAAACUCACUAAGAUUGAAACUCUUCGUUUUGCCAAUAACUACAUCUGGGCUCUCUCUGAAACCUUAAGAUUGGCUGACCAAGCUAAGGAAAAGUCUCCGAAAGAGCUUGUUCUCCCAGGGUAUGCAAGGCCUGCAGCACCACCCAGCCCUGGAAGUGAUGCAGGAUCCUGGAUGUAUUCUGAUUCCCCAUCUUCAACAUCUUCAUCCUACUCAGCCUGCACUUCUAAUCCCAGCAGCCCAGCUAUGUCUGAAGACUGUUAUUAUGGACAUACAGAUAAUCUCUUCUCACUACAAACAUUCUCACACAAUAUUAUUCACAGUUCUUCAUGUUUUUGCCCAGCUAUAGGCCACAUUCCACAAUUACCUAAUCACAACCCCAGACCAUCUGCCUCUGCUCUCAGAACACCUGUGACUCUCCCUGGCCUGGCCCUGUCCAUGGAACACCCAUAA